Molecule: messenger RNA, 456 nt
Organism: Trypanosoma theileri
Lineage: Eukaryota; Euglenozoa; Kinetoplastea; Trypanosomatida; Trypanosomatidae
Product: dual specificity phosphatase 12
Exons: 1
Coding region: 1-456 (151 amino acids)
Source: RefSeq, a predicted model, not a curated record
AUGGAUCAGGAGCAAAAGAGUGGUGUAGACACUAAUGCUGCUGAUAAAUACGUGUACACAUGCCGCAAGUGUCGACGUGUUCUCUUUUCACAUGAAGAGAUUCUACCACACGACACAGAUCCCAACAGCAGCGGUAAUAAAGGGUUUAAACAACGUGGUUUAGUUCAACAACAACAAUAUCAGGAGGAACUAACAGCGGCAUCCGGAUAUGAGGCGUGCACAAGUUAUUUUCUCGAUCCCGAUGUGUCGCUGUGGGUUGCAGAGGAAAGUCGUGCGGUUCAUCUCGCGAGUGGUGGUGCGGAUGUUUCGCCGGAUACGAUUUAUUGUCCAAAUCAAAAUUGCGGUGUGAAGAUUGGAACACAGUCGUGGAUUGGCUCCCAGUGUUCAUGUGGGGCGUGGAUAACACCAGCAUUUAAGAUUCAUAGUCGAGCUGUGGAUAAGAUACCAGUGAGUUGA